Molecule: messenger RNA, 543 nt
Organism: Hibiscus syriacus
Lineage: Eukaryota; Viridiplantae; Streptophyta; Magnoliopsida; Malvales; Malvaceae
Product: non-classical arabinogalactan protein 30-like
Exons: 1
Coding region: 20-538 (172 amino acids)
Source: RefSeq, a predicted model, not a curated record
CCAAAGUCUCCCUUCAAAAAUGGCUACCACUCUCCUGGCACUUUUGAUCUCAUCAUUGCUGCUUCUCCCAUUAGCCUUAGCCGCAUACGAAACCGUCCCGCAAGAGAAGAAAACCGAGGUAGUCGUCGAAGGGAUGGUGUACUGCCAAAGCUGCGACGCCUACGGGUCAUGGUCAUUGUCGAAAGCCGAGCCCAUCGCGUCAGCUAAAGUUAGCGUCGUCUGCAAGAACCAAAGGGGCCAAGUCAGCUUCUACAGGGCGUUUGAAACGGACGCCAAGGGUUACUUCUUCGCCGACCUCGAAGGGUUUGAAAUGAGUCACUCUCUCCUGGACCACCCUCUCCAAUCAUGCGUAGUCAAGCUCGUCGGAUCGCCCCUCGAGAGCUGCAACGUGAUGUCGAACGUCAACUAUGGACUCUAUGGCUCGCCGCUGCGGUACGAGAGCAAGAGGCUGUAUAGGAAGGAUUAUGAUGUUGUGAUCUAUGCUGCCGGGCCAUUGGCUUUCCGAUCGGCUCAUUGCCCUGCCCCAACACACUAUUGAUUUGU